CCUCUGUCCCAAAAGAAAAAAAGGAUCAAUCCUUUUAAGCAAAACCCUCCCUCAACACCACUCUCUGUUUUCUCUUGUCACAGUCGCAAAGCAUUUCCCCGAGAAAGAAAGAAAAGAUGGAUUCAAACGUUUCCUCAUCAUCUAAACAGCAAAAGCACCUAACUUUGCAACAAUCCUUCUCCAACAUCCAAACCCAAUGCUCCGAUUUACUCAACAACGUUUCCAAAACCCUAAACCCUCUCUUCAACCCCAACUCGAACAACAUCUUCUCUGCUCUCGACUCCUUUCGAGCCCAAGCCAAGCAAGCUCUCGAUUCCGGAUUCUCUCGCUUCGCUUCCGGCAACGCACCACCCCUCUGGGCGAGAAUCUCUGACGACGGCGGGAAGACUCAUGUGGCUCCGGUACGAAGAAGCAGUGGGCCGGGGCUAUCCGCUGACGAUAUGGAGGAGAGGUUGGCGGGGGUUCCUGUUUACGCGCUGAGCAAUUCGAAUGAGGAGUUCGUGUUGGUCUCGGGGACUGCCACAGGGAAGUCUCUGGGGCUGUUGUUCUGUAAGGAGGAAGAUGCGGAGGCGUUGCUUAACCAGAUGAAGGCUAUGGACCCUCGUAUGAGGAAAGAAGGUUCCAAAGUUGUAGCUCUUGCUCUUAGUAAGGUGUUCCAGUUGAAAGUUAAUGGUGUGGCGUUUAGGUUGAUUCCUGAGUCUACUCAAGUUCAAAAUGCUCUCAAGGAAAGGAAAACAGCUGGUUUCACUGAUGACGACUUUAAUGGUGUUCCAGUUUUCCAGUCAAAGAGCUUGAUUCUACGUAGUGAUAACAAGAGUUAUCGCCCUGUUUUCUUCAGAAAGGAGGACUUGGAAAAAUCUCUGACACGAGCUUCCCGCCAACAGAACCGGCUUAACCCUGCUCUGAAACCCGGAGACAUUCAGGUUGCAGUUUUUGAAGAGAUUGUCAAGGGGAUGAAGGAAAACGCAACAUCAAACUGGGACGACAUUGUGUUUAUACCGCCUGGUUUCGAGGUUUCAACUGAGGAAACCAAGGAUUAGGUGGAAUGAUAGAUAUCCUUGGAGCAUCGUAAACCCACUAAACCAGCUUUUGUGUACGCAUGUUCUAUGAUUUUGUAUAUGUCGACGGUUGAGCUAUGAAACCUUUUAGACUUCUAAUGAAUGUUUCUUUGACAUUUUGCUAUUAAGUUCAUCACUAUCUUCUUUAGAAUA
Messenger RNA from Brassica napus (rape), 1211 nucleotides. RefSeq names its product protein TIC 22-like, chloroplastic. Gene Ontology annotation, cellular component: chloroplast. The record is from RefSeq and is a predicted model, not a curated record. Gene Ontology annotation, biological process: protein transport. The transcript has 7 exons. NCBI's taxonomy places the organism in Eukaryota, Viridiplantae, Streptophyta, Magnoliopsida, Brassicales, Brassicaceae. The coding region runs from base 117 to 1040 and encodes 307 amino acids.